Rattus norvegicus (Norway rat) is the source of this 5190-nucleotide messenger RNA. It is a transcript of the gene Lrch2, whose product is annotated as leucine rich repeats and calponin homology domain containing 2. The record is from RefSeq and is a predicted model, not a curated record. NCBI's taxonomy places the organism in Eukaryota, Metazoa, Chordata, Mammalia, Rodentia, Muridae.
GGGGGAAGGGGGAGGAGGCACAGAGCCCAAGAGACCUCCAGUUAACCUGGUACCUCUUCGCGGAGACUUUGGUACCCAAAGCAGCGGACCCCGGAUUUAGCAUCCUUCCUUGGAUCCUUGGUUUUCUUUUAACAAGCGUUGAGCACGUUCCAAGGUCCUCUGUGUGGGCGACACCUCCUAGCCACUAGUCCGGGGUUCCUUCCCACCAUCUCCCUCGCCCCCCCUCCCACCCCCAGCCUGCGCAUGCGUCCUAAGAACCCCCUCCACUCGCGGCCCAGGCUCCGAGUAUUGUCGGGGGCUAUUCUCUCUCCCAGGAACAUGGCGGCGAGUCAGGGAGGCGGUGGGAACAGUGGGGGCGGCGGCUGCGGUGGAGGUGGAAGUGGCGGUGGCAGUGGCGCGGCUGGAGGAGGAGGAGGUGGUGGUGGAGGAGGAGGUGGCGGGGCCGGGGCGGGAGGAGGUGGCGGCUGUGGCGGGACCGUGGCGGUGCCCAUCCCGGUACCGACUCUUUUCGGUCAGCCGUUCCCCAAUGGGCCGCAGUGGCACUCGGGGAGCUUGCAGCCUCAGCACACAGUGAGGAGCCUGGACCGGGCCCUGGAGGAGGCGGGGAACUCUGGCAUCCUGAGCCUCAGUGGCAGGAAACUCAGAGAGUUCCCGGGCAGCGGUUACGACCUGACGGACACCACCCAAGCAGAUCUUUCCAGAAAUCGUUUUACAGAAAUUCCUUCAGAUGUGUGGUUAUUCGCACCACUCGAAACUUUAAACCUAUAUCAUAACUGCAUCAAAACCAUUCCCGAAGCCAUUAAGAAUUUGCAGAUGUUAACAUACCUUAACAUUAGUCGAAAUCUUCUAUCAACAUUGCCAAAAUACCUAUUUGACCUUCCCCUUAAAGUUUUGGUUGUCAGCAAUAAUAAACUCGUAUCCAUUCCAGAAGAAAUUGGAAAAUUAAAAGAUUUGAUGGAAUUGGACAUUAGCUGCAAUGAGAUUCAGGUCCUUCCUCAACAAAUGGGAAAAUUGCAUUCACUUAAAGAGUUAAAUAUAAGAAGAAAUAAUCUUCAUGUUUUGCCAGAUGAAUUAGGAGAUCUCCCCUUAGUGAAGUUGGAUUUCUCCUGUAAUAAAGUGACUGAAAUUCCUGUUUGCUAUAGGAAAUUGCAUCAGUUACAAGUAAUAAUUUUGGAUAACAAUCCAUUGCAAGUACCACCAGCACAGAUAUGCUUAAAGGGUAAAGUACACAUAUUUAAGUACUUAAAUAUACAAGCCUGUUGUAGAAUGGAUAAGAAACCAGACUCCCUGGAUCUCCCAUCACUGAAUAAAAGAAUGCCUUCUCAGCCUCUUACAGACAGCAUGGAAGAUUUUUAUCCAAAUAAAAACCAUGGCCCUGACUCUGGAAUCGGAAGUGAUAAUGGAGAGAAGCGAUUGUCUACAACGGAACCAUCAGACGAUGACACCAUCAGCCUUCACUCUCAAGUCUCAGAAUCGAAUAGAGAGCAAACAUCAAGAACUGACAGUCUUGUAACAGGAACCAAGCCUGAUUCUCAGAAAGACCAGGAGGUGUAUGAUUUUAUUGAUCCCAACACGGAAGAGGUAGCAGUUCCUGAACAAGGAGAUACACAUAUUGGAUCAUUUGUUUCUUUCCUUAAGGGGAAGGAAAAGUGCCCUGAAAAAUCUCAGAAAAAUGAAGAACUUGGAAAUGAAAAAAAAGUUGACAAAGAGCAGUUGCUGCCAGAAGAAGAUGAUGAUUUGAAAGAAGUAACUGACUUGAGGAAGAUAGCUGCUCAGUUACUGAAGCAGGAACAGAAGAACAGAUGGAGGCCUUUAAGUUAUAGAACAUCAUUCAGUGACAAACUCUUCCAGAGGACCAGAGCAGCAGGACGGAAAUCAAGGAUUCUUAAUCAUUCAACUUCUGUCAUGAGAAAUAAGCUGAAACAAACUGUGGAAUGUGAAAAGAGUGUCUCAGCAGAUGAAGGGAAUUCACCAUUAUCACCUCUUGCAUGGCAGCCAUUAGAAAAUCAGAAGGAUCAAAUAGUUGAUCAACAGUGGCCAGAAUCCCAGCCUAUAAUCUGGCAAAAUGAAGAGAGGAGGCGGAGUAAGCAGAUCAGAAAAGAAUAUUUCAAGUACAAAUCAACAAGGAAGAAUUCAAGUGGCAAUGAGAAUGAGGAGCAAGAGAGUGAUAAUGCUCAUAUGUCACCACAGUCUCCGGUAUCAUCUGAGGACUAUGACAGGUCUGAUGGCUUUUCACACGGUCCCUUUGGCUUGAAGCCUAGAUCAGCCUUCAGUCGUGCAUCUCGUCAAGAAUAUGGGGCAGCAGAUCCAGGAUUUACAAUGAGAAGAAAGAUGGAGCAUUUACGGGAAGAGCGUGAACAGAUUCGGCAGCUUCGCAAUAAUCUUGAAUCCAGAUUAAAAGUCAUUCUGCCUGAUGACAUAGGAGCUGCACUGAUGGAUGGAGUUGUUCUUUGCCAUUUGGCCAAUCACAUAAGGCCACGCUCCGUAGCUAGUAUUCAUGUGCCAUCACCAGCAGUGCCCAAGCUGAGCAUGGCAAAAUGUCGAAGAAAUGUAGAAAAUUUUCUUGAUGCUUGCAAAAAGUUGGGUGUUUCACAGGAGAGACUCUGCUUGCCUCACCAUAUUUUGGAAGAACGAGGUCUUGUGAAAGUUGGUGUCACAGUUCAGGCCCUCCUUGAAUUACCUACUACAAAGGCAUCUCAGCUUUCUAUGGCUUGAUGUGACAUUGAAAGCAUUAUACGUGUAUAAUUUCAUGUAUUUGAAAUGAUUUCCGGUAUCUCAAAAUCAUGAAGAAUGUCCAGUAACAACAGUUUGCCUUAGGUUUCUUUCUUUUAGAUUCACAUAAGAUAUCAGAUAUGAACUCUGAGUUUUCCAAGCAAUUUUUGGAAGAAAAUUGGAUUAAUUUAAUAAGAGUUUUUGAUAAAUUAAAAUUCUUUUAUUUUGUGACUCAGUAACCUUGAUGAAUUUCCAGAAUGCAAAUUCGUACAAAAUUGAAAACAUACUUUCAAUUUAACAAUCACAUUAAGUUGAAUAUUUUUACAUCACUGUAUACUAGUGAACAUCUAGGUCACGUAAUCAUGUUUUAGGAAAAAAAUUCUAUAUUUGAGUUACUUCAUAUACUUCUAGCUUAUACACAAUCUCUUCAAUAUUUUGUCUUUGUUUCCUAGCAAAAAUGAGUAGAAAAAUCAAAACCCUGGCAUUAUUCAAUUCUUUUAGUACUAUCAGUUGGUGCCAAAAUAUUUUCAGUUAUACUGUAGGUUGUUUACAUGUGAAGUGCCUGUGUAAUUGAUGAAUCUUAAAUAGUCUUAAGCAUUUUUGCAAUUUCUUUUUAUGUAUUAAUAGAAUCAAUGGAAUUUUUAAAUAUUUUGGUAGGUUUUGUAUGGUCAGUAAUAUGUGAGGAUUUACGUGUGCCUCACAUUGGUGGUUUCUUAGUUAAUGCAUUGCAGUUUCCCUUGAAUUGGUUAUUUCAUGUUGUCAAAAAAUGUUAAUAUGCUUAAUUUAUGCUAUUUAAUUUUGCAAAACCGUAGUCAUUAUUUUAAUCAUUUUUUCGGAAGAGUAUUUUAUUUCUGUGUUGAGAACGUUACACAAAGCAGUAAGGCUUUGGAAAGCUAGGGAAGUACUAUUGUCAAGGACAUUUGGAUGCAACUGCUAUGUUUGGGUUCGUAUCUCACCUUAAAGAAGCAUUCAGUACAUAAGUGCUGCCUUCAAUUUUCAGAGAGUGGCCAUUAAGAAACAGGUUUUGAUUCAAAAAAUCUGUCCCUUUCUGGAGCAUGUAUACCUUAUGAUCCUCAAGUAACUUGAUGUUGAAUUAAACACAGUCUGGUUCAUGGAAUAGAAUGUUCAGUAAAGUCCUUGCUUGAUUUGGAGAUGUAUAAACUUACAGUGAUACUAGGGCAGGAAUUUUUCCAAAACAUUACUGUGAUAGCUAACUCAGUUUCCUAUAGAAGAGCCUUCAUAUUCACUUUUGUAGUAACCAAGCUAGUAUCAUUUCUUAACUGUGUGAUUAUUUGCACUUAUUACCUCUUAAUAUGGAUGCAACUUAGUAAAAACGUUGGUCUAGGAUAUUUCAAAGGGCAUUUAUAAAAUGUAAAAUGUCAUGUGCCAAAUACUAUGGUAAGGAUUGGGUUUAGGAAUAAAUCUACAUUUUUUGUCAGUCAUUAUGAAGCCAUACAUUUCAAUCUUGGCUUCAGAAUACAGAUGUGUUUUUACAUUCCCAAGAAGUCAAAUUCGAACUAUUAAAGAGUCAAGCUUUUUAUACUGUAAGUUUUAAGAAUUAAAUUAUUAAUAAUUUAUUAUUUAAAUAUUUGAUCAAAUUAGUUAUGACUAAAUAGUUGGAUCUGAAAAUAUCCCCAAUGACAUAGGUAAUUUAGUAAGUACCUUAGUCGAUGAGUUUUUAACCUUGACAGUUGACAGCAUUACAGACUUAAAAACUUUUAACAACCAAAACAAUCAUUCAUAAUUCUCUCAUGGUUAUUGUGCUAUAGAAUUGCUCUUAUUACUUAAUGUUGUAUUAUUUUCCUAGUAGUUUUGUGCUUUGUUAUUAUUGAAAUAGUUGUGACUUUUUAGACAAUUCUUUUGCUACAUUUCACUUGUCAGUUAACUAUUACCUUAAAGAGAAAGCACACCAGAACUUCGGUGCUCUGUCGUCUUUAUAGCUAAUACAAAUUGUUUUCAAGAUGGGUCCCUUUGAGGUCCUUAAUUAUUAUUGUGCCAAAAGGCAAUAACAACAUCACUUCUAAGGCAGUUUUUCAGCAUAGUCCACAAUGACAAACUUAUUCCAAGACCCUGACAUAUUUAUGUUAGUAGUUUUUAAGUAUAAAUUUUAUGCUAAAUAUUUUUAUGACAUAUAUUUACUUCAAUUAUUGAUUUAAGAAUCAUCAUUAUUUGGAUUUUUUUUAUUUGAGGAGGAUUGAAUAAUCAAAGAAUAUUUUAUUGGGCCCAAAUAUCAUUAGGUAGCUACUUCUAUUAAACUUUAUGACCAUAUGGCACAAGAAAGAAGUGAUGUUGGAUAUGUUUGAAUUGAAAUGAGUAAAAAUGCAUAACCAUUUGUUUAAUAAUUAUCUUUAUAGAAUGCUAGUUUAAUGACUUUUCUAACUGAAUUUUUUGAAGAAUUCAGAAAUGUUUGUAUUAGUCACAGAUUUAUCAUAAUUGAUUUUCUGAUGCAUUUAAAAAAUAAAUGGAACACUAAAUGUA